Phycodurus eques (leafy seadragon) is the source of this 783-nucleotide messenger RNA. RefSeq names its product transmembrane protein 18 (gene tmem18). The coding region runs from base 97 to 549 and encodes 150 amino acids. Lineage: Eukaryota; Metazoa; Chordata; Actinopteri; Syngnathiformes; Syngnathidae. Gene Ontology annotation, cellular component: nuclear membrane. The record is from RefSeq and is a predicted model, not a curated record. The transcript is spliced from 5 exons.
GGGUCGAUACAUGACGUCAUCGUCGUCGCCUUGUUUUGUUUACAUGCUAACGGCUCGGCUACAUAUUUAGCGAUCUUUUCUUUGUUCUUUGUGAGGAUGGCGACCCAAAAACCCGUCAACGUCAGCUCCGUACCCAUAGAUGCAUUCAGCAAUUUACGAAUUACAUCCAUUUGGACGUUCCUCAUGUCUGUGAAGUGGUCGGAGCCGUGGCUUCUUGCCGGUAUUGUGUUUCACAUAGUCUGUCUUUGCCUGACUGUGGUGACGUGCAAGUAUUACAGAGCGCAGAUUUGCCACUUCCUGCUCAUAAUUGUCUUGGUGUACAGUGCUGAAUAUUUAAACGAGCUGGCAGCAAUGAACUGGAGGUCUUUCUCCGAGUUCCAGUACUUUGACUCCAAGGGCAUGUUCAUAUCGUUGGUCUUCUCCAUCCCGUUGCUCUUCAACGCUGUCAUCAUUGUGGUGGUGUGGCUGUGCAGGACCUUCUCCACCAUGGCCGAGCUGAAGACGCUGCAGCUCAAGCGGAAGGCGCGCCUGCCCAAGAAAAGCGACUGAUCCGUUUGAGCUCAAACGUCACGAAGGACCGGAUUUCUGUUCUUUAGCGUGGGUGGACAAGCUGUGGCUUGCGGGCCACGUACGGCCCCUCCAGAGCGUACAAACCCAAAAACAAGUACGACCUCAGACGAAGUGGAACGGCCCCCUGCUCCAUUGUAAGUGUGUGGAAAGAUUGUACGAGAGACACCAAAAUGGUUUGUAUUUAAAUGUGUAAUUAAAACUGUUUUAUUGCAA